Messenger RNA from Chaetomium globosum CBS 148.51, 2064 nucleotides. RefSeq lists its product as uncharacterized. The record is from RefSeq and is a predicted model, not a curated record. The transcript is spliced from 3 exons. Gene Ontology annotation, cellular component: mRNA cleavage and polyadenylation specificity factor complex. Gene Ontology annotation, molecular function: protein binding. NCBI's taxonomy places the organism in Eukaryota, Fungi, Ascomycota, Sordariomycetes, Sordariales, Chaetomiaceae. Bases 1 to 2064 code for a protein of 687 amino acids.
AUGGCCUACGAAGGACGGGAUCAUGGCGACAAGGGUUUUGGGUUUGGUGGUGGUGGAGGACACGAUGGGCCACCGCCGAGGGCCCGGGGCAGGCGCUGGCUGCGCGGCUGCCGAGAUAAAAGCAAGGAAAGACUGACGUUAUCUCCGGAAGGCCCUGUCACCGACUAUGGCGCUACCGUUGUCGGCUGGAUGCGGAAUCGCCAACCGCGCUACAAAGGGUCAUUAACUGGCGAGGUCGAGAGACCAAGUAACAGUUACAUAGUAGAUAUGCUGCCUCCUCAUGCAAGGACAACAAGUCCGGCUGAUUCGGUACCUACGCGUCACCUGCACUCAUCGCUUAAUAAGAUCAAACAUCCGAUCAACGUGGUACGGUGGACGCCGGAAGGCAGGAGACUGUUGACGGCGUCCAGCAGCGGAGAGUUCACCCUCUGGAACGGCACCGGCUUCAACUUUGAGACCAUCAUGCAGGCGCAUGACUCGGCCAUCCGUGCCCUGGCCUAUUCCCACAGCGACGACUGGCUAGUAUCUGCAGACCACGACGGGAUUAUCAAGUACUGGCAGCCCAACUUCAACAACGUCGAGAGCAUCCGCGGCCACACAGACCCUGUUCGAGACCUAGCCUUCAGCCCCACCGAUGUCAAGUUUGUCACAGCGUCCGAUGACUCAACACUUAAAAUAUUUGACUUUGCCGCUGGCGCAGCUGAAUCGACACUCACGGGCCAUGGCUGGGACGCAAAGAGCUGCGACUGGCAUCCCACAAAGGGACUGAUCGUCUCGGGCUCCAAAGACCAUCUAGUCAAGCUCUGGGAUCCGCGGACGGGCCGGUGCCUGACAACCCUCCACGGUCAUAAAAACACCAUCACCAAGACCGUUUUCGAGAAAGUCCGCGGGCAAUGUCUAGCCACAUCCGCGCGAGAUCAAACCGCCCGUGUGUUCGACCUCCGCAUGAUGCGCGACAUCUGCCUCCUCCGCGGCCACGAGAAGGACAUCUCGACCCUAACAUGGCACCCAAUCCACCCCAAUUUACUCAGCACCGGCGGCUCCGAAGGCUCUCUCUUCCACUACCUCCUCGACGAGCCCAACACUCCCCCGGGCCACUCCCUCUCCAUCGCGCCUUACGACACCGCCGACCCAGCCUCCACCCCAGCCCAGACCAUCUACCCCGCCCACCGCGUCCCCCACGCCCACGACUUCGCCAUCUGGUCACUCGACUGGCACCCCCUGGGCCACAUUCUCGCGUCGGGCUCCAACGACCGCAUAACACGUUUCUGGGCGCGCGCCCGCCCCGGCGAGGCCGACAACUUCAACGACCGCUACCACAUCGGCGAGGCCGCCGCCGAGGCCCAAGGCACCUGGGACCGCCGCGGCCACCGGCACAUGCGCCAAGCCGAAGAAGAACAAGAACUCGAAGACGAAAUGGACGGCCUCGUCGACCAAAAGAUGCCCCUCCGCCAACAACCCCCGGGCCUCCCAGGGCUCGGCAUCCCCGGCCUGCCCGGCCUCCCAGGCCUCGUCCCGCCCCCUCCGCCCUCCCUCAUCCCAGGCAUGUCUGGAGGAGGAGGAGGAGGCCCGCCCCCGCCCCCCACCCACGCCCCCUUCCCGCUGCCCCUGCCAGCAGGCAGCGGAGCCCACCCGCCGCCGCCGCCCCUGCCCCUCCCCGGCAUGCCGGGCGUCGACCCCAAGAACCCGCCCGACUUCGCUGCCAUCGCGGAGAUGAUGAAGAAACAUGGCGUUGUGCCGCCCCCGCCGCCGGGCAUGCUCCCGCCCGGCUUGAUCCCCCCGCCGGGAAUGAUGCUCCCGCAUGGGUUCCCGCCGCCGCCGCCGCAUUUGGUUGCCGCUGCUGCUGCGGCUGGGGGUGGUUCUGGUAGUGGUGGUGGUGGUCCCCCUGGUAUUGGUGGUGGGGGUGGUGGUGGAGAGCAGUACGGGGACCAAUAUGAUCAGGGACAGUAUGGCGGUGAUCAGGGUGAGGAUGGGCCUGGCGGGAGGCGGCGGGCGCCGUUGCCGAGCCAGGAGGAGAGCUUGAGGAUGGAGCAGAGUAAGGGGAAGUAUACGAGGGUGAGAUAG